AUGUUGGAUCCGUCAUCCAGCGAAGAGGAAUCGGACGGGAUAGUAGAGGAGGAAAGCAAAGAGACGCUGGCGCCGCAGUCUGGAGGUUCUCGCGUGUCGCCGAGCAGAGGCAGCGAGAGCACGGAGCGACUGCAGCCUGGGGGCCGAGGGAGCAGCGCGCGCCCCAGCAGCCCGAGCCCGUCUGCGGCCAGCGAGCACGAGAAGGAGGACGUCGAGAAGCUGCAGCGGGAGGAAGAGGAGAGGAAGAAGCGCCUGCAGCUCUACGUCUUCGUCAUGCGAUGCAUCGCGUAUCCGUUCAACGCCAAGCAGCCGACCGACAUGGCGAGGAGGCAGCUCAAGAUCAGCAAGCAGCAGCUUCAGACCACCAAGGAUCGCUUUGAGUCUUUCCUCAAAGGAGACACUCAGAUUGUAGCAGAUGAGGCCUUCAUCAAUGCAGUUCAGAGCUACUAUGAGGUGUUUCUGAAGAGCGAUCGUGUGGCUAAGAUGGUCCAGACUGGAGGUUUUUCUGCUGUGGACUGCCGUGAAGUCUUCAAACGCCACAUUGAAAAGCGCGUCCGCAGCCUGCCUGAGAUUGACGGCUUAAGUAAAGAGACGGUCCUGAGUUCCUGGAUGGCCAAGUUUGAUACCAUCUACCGCGGGGAUGAGGACCCACGCAAGGCUCAGCAGCGCAUGACUGCUAGUGCUGCAUCCGAGCUCAUCCUCAGCAAAGACCAGCUCUAUGAAAUGUUCCAGCAGAUCCUUGGUAUCAAGAAAUUUGAGCACCAACUGCUGUACCAGGCCUGUCAGUUGGAUAAUCUGGAUGAACAGGCCGCUCAGAUCAGGAGGGAGUUGGAUGGGCGUCUGCAGAUGGCUGAUCAGAUUGCCAGGGCAGGCAAGUUUCCCAAGUUUGUGUCAAAGGAGAUGGAGGCCAUGUACAUUGAGGAGCUGAAGUCAUCUGUAAACCAGCUGAUGGCUAACCUUGAGAGCAUGCCUGUGUCCAAGGGAGGAGAGUUCAAACUUCAGAAACUGAAAAGAGGACACAACACAUCCAUCAUCGACAUGGGCCAGGAAGAUGAGAACCAGCUCUCUAAGUCAGAUGUGGUUCUCUCCUUCACACUUGAGGUAGUGAUCAUGGAGGUGCAGGGGCUGAAAUCUCUGGCCCCAAACCGCAUUGUGUACUGUACUAUGGAGGUAGAGGGAGGAGAGAAGCUACAGACGGACCAGGCUGAGGCUUCCAAACCAACAUGGGGGACUCAAGGAGACUUCACCACUACACACCCUCUGCCAGCAGUGAAGGUCAAACUGUUCACUGAGAGUACAGGAGUGUUGGCCCUGGAGGACAAGGAGCUGGGCAGGGUUGUCCUUCACCCGACCCCUAACAGUCCAAAGCAGUCUGAGCUGCAUAAGAUGACCGUGACCAAGGCCUGCCCAGACCAAGACUUGAAGAUCAAGCUGGCUGUUCGCAUGGACAAGCCCCAGAACAUGAAGGCUUGCGGGUACUUAUGGGCUUUUGGGAAGAAUGUUUGGAAGCGCUGGAAGAAGCGCUUCUUUGUUCUGGUCCAGGUGAGCCAGUACACUUUUGCUAUGUGCAGCUAUCGGGAGAAGAAGUCAGAGCCACAGGAGCUGCUACAGCUGGAUGGGUAUACUGUGGAUUACACUGACCCACAGCCAGGUUUGGAUGGAGGCCGUGCUUUUUUUAACGCCGUCAAGGAGGGCGACACUGUGAUCUUCGCCAGCGAUGAUGAGCAGGACCGCAUCCUAUGGGUGCAGGCCAUGUACCGGGCUACCGGCCAAUCACACAAGCCGGUCCCGCCCACCCAGGUCCAGAAACUCAACUCCAAGGGCGGGGCAUCGGCACAGAUGGAUGCACCAAUUUCUCAGUUCUAUGCUGAUAGGGCACAGAAACACGGCAUGGAUGAGUUUAUCUCAGCUAACCCGUGUAGUUUUGACCAUGCCUCACUGUUCGAGAUAGUGCAGAGGCUCACGCUGGACCACAGGCUCAAUGACAACUUUGCAUGCCUGGGUUGGUUUAGUCCAGGUCAGGUCUUUGUUCUGGAUGAGUACUGUGCUCGAAAUGGUGUGAGAGGAUGCCACAGGCACUUGUGCUACCUUAGGGACCUGCUGGAGCGAGCAGACACAGGUCACAUGAUUGACCCAACACUGCUGCACUACAGCUUCGCUUUCUGUGCCUCCCAUGUCCAUGGCAACAGACCUGAUGGUCUUGGAACCGUGAUAGUGGAAGAAAAAGAGCGCUUUGAGGACAUCAAAGAACGGUUACGUGUUCUGCUGGAGAACCAGAUCACAAACUUUCGGUAUUGUUUUCCAUUUGGUCGUCCUGAGGGAGCACUGAAAGCCACCCUGUCUCUGCUGGAAAGGGUUCUGAUGAAGGACAUUGUGACCCCAGUGCCACAGGAAGAAGUGAAGGCUGUCAUUCGUAAAUGCCUGGAGCAGGCAGCUCAAAUCAACUACCAGCGCAUUACUGACUACGCCAGAGUGGAAGGAAAAAAGAGGGAAAUGUAUGAUCACCCUGUCUACUCCUUGGCUACACAAGUGAUGGAUUUAACCAUCCAGAAUGUAGCAAACCUAGCUACCCCUGCCAAAAAACUGGAGCAUGUCAUCCGCCUGGCAGAGUUGGUCAUUGAGGUUCUUCAGCAAAAUCAGGACCAUCAUGCUGAGGCCUUUGCCUGGUGGUCAGAUCUGAUGGUGGAGCAUGCCGAGCACUUCCUGUCCCUUUACGGUGUCGAUAUGGAUGCAGCUCUUGAGAUCCAGUCUCCUGAAAGCUGGGAUAGUUUCCCUCUCUUCCAGCUCCUCAAUGACUUCCUACGGACUGACUACCAUCUGUGCAAUGGGAAGUUUCACAAGCACCUGCAGGACCUGUAUGCGCCACUGGUGGUGCGAUACGUCGAUCUAAUGGAGUCCUCCAUUGCUCAGUCCAUUCACAGGGGCUUUGAACGCGAGUCCUGGGAACCAGUGAAGAGUUUAACAAGUAAUCUACCCAAUGUGAAUCUACCAAAUGUGAACCUCCAAAUUCCCAAAGUACCAAAUCUUCCUGUGCCAGUAGCAGGACUAUCUGUUAACCUUCCACAAAUGCCUAGCUUUUCCACUCCAUCCUGGAUGACUGCUAUUUAUGACUCUGAUAAUGGCUCGGGGACAUCAGAGGAUCUGUUCUGGAAGCUGGAUGCCCUGCAGACAUUCAUCAGAGAUCUGCACUGGCCUGAGGAGGAGUUUGCCAAGCACCUAGAAAAUCGGAUGAAGCUCAUGUCCAGCGACAUGAUUGAGUCCUGUGUUAAACGCACCAGAGCAGCAUUUGAGUCCAAGCUGACCAAAAGUAGCCGUUCUACAGAUUUCCGCAUCCCACUCGCCUUAUGCACCAUGUUCAACGUGAUGGUGGAUGCCAAGGACCAGUCAGCUAAACUGUGUGCCAUGGAGAUGGGCCAGGAGAAACAGUAUCACUCUAAAAUCGAUGACCUCAUUGAAGAGAGUGUGAAGGAUAUGAUUUCACUUUUGGUAGCUAAGUUUGUGGCUAUUCUGGAAAGUGUUCUGGCCAAGAUCUCUAGGUAUGAUGAAGGAACUCUCUUCUCUUCCUUCCUUUCCUUCACGGUGAAAGCAGCAUCAAAAUAUGUGGAUGUCCCUAAGCCAGGAAUGGAUGUUGCUGAUGGCUAUGUGACCUUUGUUCGUCACUCUCAGGACAUACUGCGAGAUAAGGUCAAUGAGGAGGUGUAUAUAGAGAGGUUAUUUGAUCAAUGGUAUACAGCCACCAUGAAUCUGCUGGGGACUUGGCUCACUGACCGAAUGGAUCAACAGCUCCAUGUCUACCAGCUCAAAAUCCUCAUCAGGAUUGUAAAGAAAAAAUAUCGAGAUUUUAGGCUGCAAGGCGUUCUUGACUCAACGCUGAACAGCAAGAUGUACGAGACGGUACGGAACCGGCUCACUCUGGAAGAGGCUACUGCCUCGGUCCGAGAGGGUGGCAUGCAGGGCAUUACCAUGAAGGACAGCGAUGAAGAGGAUGAGGAGGAUGAUUAGAGCACCAAGCCAUGUGGUGUGCUCUAAACCUGAGCCUCUCUGACCCCUACACCACCCUACCCUUUCCCCAUAGCCUGGUAAAAGA
Molecule: messenger RNA, 4087 nt
Organism: Neoarius graeffei (lesser salmon catfish)
Lineage: Eukaryota; Metazoa; Chordata; Actinopteri; Siluriformes; Ariidae
Gene: cadpsb
Product: Ca2+-dependent activator protein for secretion b
Exons: 29
Coding region: 1-4002 (1333 amino acids)
Biological process (GO): synaptic vesicle exocytosis; dense core granule exocytosis; positive regulation of exocytosis
Cellular component (GO): glutamatergic synapse
Source: RefSeq, a predicted model, not a curated record